This is a messenger RNA of Tigriopus californicus, 1978 nucleotides long. It is a transcript of the gene bisc, whose product is annotated as TM2 domain-containing protein CG10795-like. The transcript has 2 exons. Bases 110 to 847 code for a protein of 245 amino acids. Lineage: Eukaryota; Metazoa; Arthropoda; Copepoda; Harpacticoida; Harpacticidae. The record is from RefSeq and is a predicted model, not a curated record.
UUUGUUUAUUGUUUUUGAACAAUCCUCUGCUCGAUUCUUUUCAUUUUUCCAUUCAAUUCGGCAAUCGCAUCAAAAAGUUUGCAGUCGUAGAAACGAGCCAAUCGUCAUUAUGGGUCGAGGCACACAACUUGGGGUUGUUGCUUUGAUUUUGUUCAAAUCCUAUCUCCUACUUCAACCCACUGAUAUUCAUGGCCAAGAGUUCUCAAGCGACCGCCUGGAUGUGGAUUUGACCCAGUCAAACGACGAGAUGUCGGCUUUGCCGGAGGAAGACCUGGAACAAGCCCUGGAACACGAUGUAGCAGACUCCACACCCUCAAGCAUUGUCUCGCACGAUCUCUAUCGUGGACUAGAGAUCCCGCCCAAUCGGAUCUAUCGGGAUUGUCCGGCCGACCUUUUGCCGGGUCAAUUUCUCUGCACAGACUUGCCUAUCGAUCCUGAAACUCAACAACCACGGAAUUGCCACCCUCAGACUCGGCUGGCGCCCGCCCCUUGCCAGGCCGUGCCUGGGAUCAUUUGCCGAGAAACGGGUAAUGGGACGUUCACUCGACCCAUUGCCUGUCAAUGGACCAAUGGCUACGACUUUGAUACGGCCUUGGUUCUGUCCGUAUUCCUGGGAAUGUUCGGAGCCGAUCGGUUUUACUUGGGUUAUCCGGCCAUCGGGUUGCUGAAAUUCUCCACUUUGGGCUUCUUCUUCUUGGGUCAUCUCCUGGAUGUCAUGCUCAUCGGCUCACAGGUGGUGGGUCCGGCUGAUGGCUCGGAUUAUAUUAUUGGCUAUUUUGGGGCCAAGAUACAAAUUGUGAGCAUGGAUAAUGAGACGCUUCGAAAACCUCAAUCGGAUUGGUAUUAGUACUAUUGUUUCCUCAACUCAUUCAUCAUUCAGUAUUACAUCACUUCUUCAAGUGGGCAUUCAAAUGAACUCCUCCAAGACGGUUUGAGUCUCCAUCGAGGACUGGGCUUUGCUUAUUUGGUCGGAUAUCGUCUGGGUCUCAAUCGAAUGAACGGCAUUGAUCAUAUCAGCCACGUGACAGGACGUGUGGCUUUCAGCCAGAUCCAAUUCCGUGCCCAUCACUGAAAAUACGUGCGACAAUCAAGAAUAAUCCUGUCGAGAGGGACAGGCAAAUCAACCAUGAUCCACUUUGAAACUGCUGACCUGUUUGAGUGUAAUUUGAGCAUAAGAUAUCGUCUAGAUCGAAUUGGGUGCCCGCGUCGAAUUGCUCAAAGGACAGAUCCCAAUCCGUCGAUUCGCCCACACCUUGAGACACGAAAUCCGUUUGAGUCUCUGUGGAAAAUUGCUCGAUGUCGGCCAAUUUGGGUGGACGUUGAAGUGCCCCUUCCUUCACGGUGGAAGUUGAGAUCGAAUUGGUGUGGCUAGAAUUGCCUGAUUCGGCCAACCUCACUCCAUCCGAUGGUAACAAACAAUCUGUGGAGCAAAUUGUUCCAUAAUUGCGUGAAUGAAUGAACAGCUAAUGCUCUAAAUGAGACAUUACCUUUAAUCAAUGAGUUGCAUGUAUCUGGGAUCCUCGGACUCGUUUGCGUGCUACUAGCUGCCCAAACCGGUCGCUCCGAUCGUAGUGCGAGAGCAACAUCGGAAAAAGCACCUUCAUCGAAAUCUCUUCGGGUGGGAGUUUGGGUUUGUUGCUCCUCGGUCGUCAAUAUCACUUGCAACGGAUCCAUCAGCCUUGAAAGUUGUUUUUUGACCGGUGUGGUGCCGGUUUGAGUUUCGGCGGAUCGCUUCACCCCUUCUUCGAACGUUGCAUGUUGAUGGAGACUAGAUGUCAAGGCUUGGCGUUCAAAGUCUUUUUGGAUGCCUCGAUUGACUUUCAGCGAGACUUUUUGCGACGACGAGAGCUCGCUCAGGGCCAAAGCGGCAUUGAGAUGUAAAUACGAAGGCCGAGGGGCAAUUUUGACUUGUCCUCGUUCGUUCAGAAGAGGCACGGCUGGCUAAAACGGACAAAUAAAUAUCUCGUGUCGCUCUACA